Molecule: messenger RNA, 1656 nt
Organism: Moneuplotes crassus
Lineage: Eukaryota; Ciliophora; Spirotrichea; Euplotida; Euplotidae
Source: the annotation of a GenBank genome assembly
CAAAAGUAUUAUCCGAUGGUCCUGAUGGCUUUUGUCUUAAGCCUUCUUUUCCUUGACUACAAAUACUUCCGCCCGAAUAGCAUUAUUGGAAAUUGGGUGACAGAAUAUUAUGAUGAUAUCUCUCGAUUCGAGAAAUCAUUCCAGGUUGAGAAGAAAUUCUGGAAAUAUACUCAUGAAGGGAUCGAGCUCUCAUAUUACCUGAAGGAUAGGAUUGCUACCAAAGUUAAAUGCAUUCUAUUUAGAAAUUGUCAAAUCGACUCAGAACAACUGGUGAAUCGUAAGGUGUACACUUCAGCCAAGAAGAAUCAGGAAUGACACCACAACUUCGCUUCCAGCUCUUCUGGUGCAGUCUUGCUUGAGUCUCCUAAAGGGGCUACUGGAUCUGGGAAUAUUCUCAAAAAUGGAAAAGACGAGUACGUUAUAAUCCCGUGUUCUGCAAAGAAGGAAUUUGUCAUCUCCCUCAGUGAGGAUACAGUUAUUGAGAAAUUUCAAUUGCUCAGCCAGGAGGAAUUCUCAUCAAAGAUCGAACAAUUCGAUCUCUAUGGAUCGGACACCUACAAUAGUGAAGAACCCAAGUGGGAGAAGCUUGGUAGCUUCAUCGCUAAUAAUGAAUUUAAUGGAAUCUGGCAAAGUUUCAAGAUAAAGAAAGCAUGGAUCAGGUACAUUAAGUUUGAGUGGAAAACCUCCUUUGGUCCAUAUACGUUUUGAACCUUGACUCAGCUGAAAGUUUGAGGUAGGACCAUGGUCCAAGGACUCACUGAAGAUCUUAAAAGUAUGGAUUUGCUUAAAGAGGAAGAAACUCCCAAAGAGGAUCUGAAGGACAAACACCCUGUGAAAACGACUGAAUUUAAGCCUUUGAAAUAUAUUUUUGACGAUAACAUUACACAAACAAUAAUCGAAGACAUUUUCUUAUUUCGACAGCCAGAAUCAGAGUUCUUGAAUCUCAAGCCUGGCAUAUGAGAAGUAGGAAGUAUACUGCAUUAUCUCAAUGAAAAAUGACCUCCAAUGAAUAACUGUGGAGUCAGUGGAGUUCCCGCAACUAUCUACAAUCCAAAUAAUGAUAAAUUAAGUGAAAUUUUUGCCCGGAUUUUUCAAAAUUUGGAUUACAAGAUAAGGCAGUUAGGAAACAAAACCACCCAAAUGUUUACUGAUUUGAGGAUAGAAGCAUAUCACAGCAAACAAGAUAUUAAAAAGUAUUGAAAUAUUUUAAAAGACCAGAAGGACGAACAUCUCCAAUUCCAGCUUGAGGAAUUUAAGCAGAAACUGCUCAAACAAGAUGAAAUGCUAAGCAAACUUCAAUCACUUCUAUACUACCUCAUAAUAGCUAUAGCAGUCAUGUUUGUGCUCUUUUUCGGUACUAUAAUCCUGCAGCCAUGAUCUAAGGCUAAAGUACCUCCUCAGCCUAAGAGGUCUCAUAAGAAGAAAGACAAUAAUUAUGCCAAAGCUUCUCCUAAAAUCCCUCUGAUCUUGGAAAAGAACAUAAUUCCAGAAGAGAGUAAGAGUGCCGAGAACGAUAAGAGUCCUGAUCACUUCAUGACGCCUAGGCAUAGGAAAAGUAUUCUGAAAAUAAACAAAAGGAGGAAACUCAAGAAGACUAAGACCAUCAGCGAGAGGUUCCAUGCUGGAAACCUAAAAUAUAUGCAAUAUAUUGAGUAA